Betta splendens (Siamese fighting fish) is the source of this 3831-nucleotide messenger RNA. It is a transcript of the gene ipo9, whose product is annotated as importin 9. Gene Ontology annotation, molecular function: small GTPase binding. The coding region runs from base 31 to 3162 and encodes 1043 amino acids. The transcript is spliced from 24 exons. Gene Ontology annotation, biological process: protein import into nucleus. The record is from RefSeq and is a predicted model, not a curated record. Gene Ontology annotation, cellular component: cytosol; nuclear envelope. NCBI's taxonomy places the organism in Eukaryota, Metazoa, Chordata, Actinopteri, Anabantiformes, Osphronemidae.
AGCGGGGCUGCGGGUGAAAACACGGCAGGCAUGAGUGUGGCGGGUGGUGCUCGGUCCGGUUCGGCCGCGGGCCCGGUACAGCAGGGACUAAAAGAGGCCCUGAUCGAGACGCUGACGGCCAUCCUGUCCCCGGCUCAAGAAGUGCGCGCCGCCGCGGAGGAGCAGAUCAAAGUGCUGGAAGUGACAGAGGAAUUUGGCGUCCAUCUUGCCGAACUCACAGUUGAUCCUCAGGGAGCUCUCGCCAUCCGUCAGUUGGCAUCCGUCAUCCUCAAACAGUAUGUGGAGACUCACUGGUGUUCCCAGUCAGAGAAAUUCAGGCCUCCUGAAACCACGGAUCAGGCUAAAGCUGCCAUCAGGGAGCUGCUGCCAAACGGUCUGCGGGAGUCGAUAAGCAAAGUCCGCUCCAGUGUCGCAUACGCUGUGUCGGCCGUCGCCCACUGGGACUGGCCUGAGGCCUGGCCGCAGCUCUUCACACUGCUGAUGGAGAUGCUGGUCAGUGGAGAUGUCAAUGCUGUGCACGGCGCCAUGAGGGUCCUCACAGAGUUCACUCGGGAGGUGACUGACACGCAGAUGCCGCUGGUGGCUCCAGUCAUCUUACCAGAAAUGUACAAAAUCUUCACCAUGGCUGAGGUUUACAGUAUUCGAACCCGCUCCAGAGCAGUGGAGAUAUUCACCACCUGUGCCAACCUCAUCUGCGCUAUUGAAGAGCUUGAGAAGGGAGCAGCCAAGGCGUUGAUCUUUCCAGUGGUGCAGCAGUUCACUGAGGCGUUUGUUCAGGCUCUGCAGAUGCCUGAUGGACCCUCAUCUGAUAGUGGUCUUAAGAUGGAAGUCCUCAAGGCAGUAACUGCACUGGUGAAGAACUUCCCAAAGCCCAUGGUGUCGUCCAUGCAGCAGAUCUUACCUAUUGUAUGGAACACACUGACUGAAAGUGCAGCUUUUUAUGUUAGAACAGAAGUAAACUACACAGAGGAAGUGGAUGACCCUGUAGAUUCAGAUGGUGAAGUUUUGGGUUUUGAGAAUCUGGUGUUCAGCAUUUUUGAGUUUGUCCACACGCUGCUGGAGAAUAACAAGUUCAAGAGCACAGUGAAGAAAGCCCUGCCUGAACUCAUCUACUACAUCAUCCUGUACAUGCAGAUCACUGAGGAUCAGAUCAAAGCGUGGACGGCUAACCCACAGCAGUUUGUGGAGGAUGAGGAUGAUGACACUUUCUCUUACUCCGUCAGGAUCUCUGCUCAGGACCUGCUGCUGACUGUAGCUGCAGAGUUUCAGAAUGAGAGUGCAGCAGCACUGGCAGCAGCAGCAACCAGACACCUCCAGGAGGCAGAGCAGGCAAGGAACAGUGGCAAUGAGCACUGGUGGAAAAUCCAUGAAGCCUGUAUGCUGGCCCUCGGUUCAGUCAAAACCAUCAUAACGGAGAACGUGAAGAACGGCCGUAUCCAGUUUGACAUGCAUGGUUUCCUGGCCAGCGUUAUUCUCGCUGACCUUAACCUGGCAGCGGCCUCCCCGUUCCUCCUUGGUCGGGCACUGUGGGCGGCGAGUCGCUUCACAGCAGCCAUGUCUCCUGAGCUCAUCCAGCAGUUCCUCCAGGCCACCGUCAGCGGGCUCCACGACAGCCAGCCGCCCUCCGUCCGCAUCUCUGCAGUCAGAGCCAUCUGGGGGUACUGCGAUCAGCUGAAGCUGUCCGAGAGCACCCAUGUCCUGCAGCCUUUCCUGCCCAGCAUUCUGGAGGGACUGGUUCAACUGGCCGCCCAGUUCAGCUCAGAGGUGCUCACUCUGGUCAUGGAGACACUAUGCAUCGUCUGCACAGUCGACUCGGCCUUUACCACCAGCGCAGAGAACAAGAUCUGCCCCCUCACUAUCGCUAUUUUCCUUAAAUACAACAAUGACCCCGUGGUGGCAUCUCUUGCUCAGGACAUCUUUAAAGAGCUGGCACAGAUCGAAGGCUGCCAGGGUCCCAUGCAGAUGCGGCUCAUCCCAACGCUGGUCAGCAUCAUGCAGGCUCCCCCUGACAAGAUCCCGUCCGGUCUCUGUGCAACAUCCAUGGAUAUUCUGACCACAGUUGUGCGUAACACCAAACCCCCUCUGUCAGAGAUGCUUGUGUGCCAGGCUUUCCCUGUGGUGGCACAGUGCACCUUACGGACCGACGACAAUACAAUAAUGCAGAACGGCGGUGAGUGUCUGCGGGCCUAUGUUUCUGUUGCCCUCGAGCAAAUUGCCCAGUGGCGGGACGAGCAGGGGAACAGUGGCCUCUGGUACGUGAUGCAAGUGGUGAACCAGCUGCUGGACCCUCGGACCUCGGAGUUCACAGCCGCGUUCGUGGGUAGACUGGUGUCCACUCUCAUCUCUCGGGCGGGAACAGAGCUUGGGGAACAGCUGGACCAGAUCCUUCGAGCCAUCCUGAGCAAGAUGCAACAGGCUGAGACCCUGAGUGUCAUGCAGUCCCUCAUCAUGGUGUUUGCUCACCUGGUUCACUCCCAGCUGGAGCCUCUGUUGGAGUUCUUGUGCAGUCUGCCCGGGCCGACGGGGAAGCCAGCCCUGGAGUUCGUUAUGACUGAGUGGAUGAGCAGGCAGCACCUCUUCUAUGGACAGUAUGAGGGUAAAGUCAGCACGGUGGCGCUCUGUAAACUGCUGCAGCACGGCCUCAACACUGACGACAAACGCCUCCAGGACAUCAUGGUGAAGGGAGAAGAAAUCUACAACCCUGAAGAUGGAAUUCGCACACGAUCCAAAUCUGCCAAGAACCCUGAGCGUUGGACAAACAUUCCUUUGCUGGUGAAGAUCUUUAAAUUGAUCAUUAAUGAGUUGUCAACUGUGGUGGAGGCAAACGCCAGCAGGGCGAACGCUGCAGACUGGAGCCAAGAUUCCAGCGGUAUGUGGGAAGAGCAGGAAGAGGAAGAGGGGGAGGAUGAUGAUGAGGGGGAUGAAGGGCUGGCAGGACAGCUGCUCUCCGAUCUCAUUGCCUCCAACAAAUACGAUGACGAUUAUUACGAGGAUGAUGAGGAAGACGAUCCAGAUGCCUUGAAAGACCCUAUAUAUCAAAUUGAUCUACAGGCGUACCUGACUGACUUCUUGACGCAGUUCGCCCAGCAGCCGUGUUACAGCAUGUUCUCAGGCCACCUCAACAACGCAGAGAGACAGACCCUGCAGUCUAUAGGCCUCUAGUCCCCCUUCCUGCUGCUUUACUACGUCCUCUCGUCUGCAGCAGCCUGAGACUCUUCUAUUGCUCCAUUGCUUUUUCUCAUUAUGAAUUUUCAAACAAGCGAAUAAGAAGGGGAUGUUUUGCUCAACAGAGUAAACAACCAGGGUGGGAAAAGAAGCAGGCACUUACCUAUACCUCCCAUGUCUGUACGUGUCAGGAGGUGAAGGACGUUACAGUGAGGACGAAGAGGAGAGAGACUGCAUUUAGUUUUGCUUUUUUUUUUUUGGAAGAAUGACAUCACAAUUUAUGGAUUAAUUUUAGACUGGACAAGAGGACUGAGCGAAAAAGGUUGUGGUUUCACAGAGCAGGAACGAACAAUUGCCACGUCCUACUUAUAGCUUAGCUUGUUCUUUUUGUUUUUCUGCAUAAACAAUGGGAAAACAAACUUCCAAGACUUGACACUGAUUGAAGGAAAGUCAAAAGAAACAUCCUGACAUGUUGGCGGCCUUAUAAACACUGACUGUUUCUGACAUGAAAUGAGAAGCUCUUAGACCGGCUGCCACAGCUCGGUUACGGUGGGUAUGUGGGUCUGCACACAGUUGCCACGGUGAUUCACAUCCUUGUCAUUUCCUUGUACCAAGUGAGAUUUGGGAAAGAUUUCUAAAUAAAGGCCUGAACGGGCAGAAUUUCAA